UAACUGGACCGUCAUGUCCUUUACCUGGAUCCGAUUCAACGCAGCCCUUAAAGCACAAGGAAUAGACAGGAAGACAUUUCUUCCUAGUGUCUCAAAGUUCCAGCCCUAUGCAGGCUACUGGGCGUUUUUCUGGGCAUUUAUAUUUCUCUGGGUCCAAGGAUACGCCGUCUUCAUCAACGGCAAUUGGGAGAUAUCAACCUUUAUCUUUAACUAUGGGAUAAUUGCCCUCGCCAGUGUAAUUGGCAUUGGAUGGAAGAUCUUCAAGCGUACAUCUCUCUGCAAGAGCAAGGAUGUGGAUUUAGUGUCUGGGUUGGAAUUCUUCGAUGCUUUGACUGAGCACUAUCAACAAGAGCGCGAUGCUGCACCGGUUACUGUGAAGGAUAGGAUUAUGGCGAAGGUUUUCUAG
Molecule: messenger RNA, 406 nt
Organism: Aspergillus puulaauensis
Lineage: Eukaryota; Fungi; Ascomycota; Eurotiomycetes; Eurotiales; Aspergillaceae
Exons: 3
Biological process (GO): amino acid transmembrane transport
Cellular component (GO): membrane
Molecular function (GO): amino acid transmembrane transporter activity
Source: RefSeq, a predicted model, not a curated record